Molecule: messenger RNA, 1590 nt
Organism: Rotaria sp. Silwood1
Lineage: Eukaryota; Metazoa; Rotifera; Eurotatoria; Philodinida; Philodinidae
Source: the annotation of a GenBank genome assembly
AUGAGUACAACGACCAAAUUUGUAACUACUAGACAACCACAAGUUGUAUAUCUAGAAAGGGGAGAUGUUUAUGAAAACAAUGAAGAUGCAUAUGAUUAUCAGGAUGAUAGAUUAUCAACACAUCGAAAUGUGAAUUCUGCAUCUGAUCUUGAACUAGUUCGAAAACAAGAUUUUCAUCGACAACCAUCAAAAGGAAAAAAUCAAUCUUCUUUCUACACAUCUUUCAAUGGUUUAUUCAUUGCUGGUGGUAUUCUAUUAGUUUUAGUUAUUAUCAUUGUAACAUCAAGUAUUCUUGGCAUAGUUCUAACAAGAAAUCCAACAGUAUUGAAUAAUUCAACAACAACAACUACUGCUACUACAGUUUAUAGUGCUUAUUGGAGUUUCGAUAAUGAUGCAAAUGAUUUAUAUGCAACUUACAAUGGUACUCUUGUAAAUGGUGCAACAUUUUCAAACAGUACUUAUUUUGGUUAUGGUUAUAAUUUAGCAUUAAAUGAUUCAUCAUAUCAAUCUGUUACUAUUACAAGUCCAUUCUUUAAUUUAUCUUAUACAAGUUUCACUGUUGAAGCAUGGAUUUAUGGUGUUGCACUUACAGGUGAUAGAUCUAUAUUUUCUCAAUGUCAAUGUAGUUCAUGUCAAAGUCAAUGUCUUUAUUUAAUUAUUCGAAAUUAUAAAAUGUAUAUGGGUUUUAUGUUAAAUGAUCUUGUAGGUGCAACAUCAUUAUCAACUAAUACAUGGUAUCAUGUUGCAUAUGUAUAUGAUUAUUCACGUCGAACACAAUCAAUUUAUUUACAAGGUGUUCUUGAUGGUACAAAAACAUCAGCAAGUCCUUAUCAAGGUCAAAAUGGAUCACUAAAUAUAGGAAUAUCAAAUUUAUCUUCUAGUUCAUUUUAUGGUUAUAUUGAUAAUUUGAAAUUAACAACAAGAGCUAAAUCAUCUAGUGAAAUUCUUACUGAUGCUUCAGUUGUUGUUUAUUUUCCAUUUGAUGGUUCAUCAUUAACACAGGAUAUGGGACCAAAUCAAAUGAAUGGUUCAAUAUCAAAUGCUGUUGCAGUUAUUGGAAAAGUUGGCAAUGGUUUAGCUUUUAGUGGAUUAUCAUCUUAUCUUCAAAUAUAUGGAUUUUAUCAAUUAGGUCGAUCAUCACAAUCAUUUUCAUUUGCUCUAUGGAUUUAUCCAUAUUCUGUUGCAGGUGGCACAUUGAUUCAUAAAUCUGCAUUUCAAUAUAACAGUGGUGGUUGGUGUCAAGAUAUGAUGGGAUUAACAUAUGCUGGUCAAAUUUCUUUCUAUACAAAUGGAGGUGGUCGACAGAUUACUGGUCCAUUUAUAUCUGCUUUGCAGUGGACUCAUAUUGUUUAUACAUAUAGUUUUACUAAUGGUCAGAUAAUGUAUAUUAAUGGUGUGCAGUAUGCUGCAACUGGAUCCAUGAGUUUUUCAUCAAGUGGUAUUAUUGAUUGGUUAACAAUCGGUCAUAAUAUUAUUGGAUGUACACCAAGUCCUAUAUCUGGUGGUGCUUUUUUCGGAAUUAUUGAUGAAUUUUAUGUGUUUCGACGAGAACUAUCGGCUACUGAUGUUUAUUCUCUAGCUAAUCCUUAA